This is a messenger RNA of Carassius auratus (goldfish), 585 nucleotides long. It is a transcript of the gene spcs1, whose product is annotated as signal peptidase complex subunit 1. Lineage: Eukaryota; Metazoa; Chordata; Actinopteri; Cypriniformes; Cyprinidae. Gene Ontology annotation, biological process: protein targeting to ER. The transcript has 4 exons. The record is from RefSeq and is a predicted model, not a curated record. The coding region runs from base 148 to 456 and encodes 102 amino acids. Gene Ontology annotation, cellular component: membrane; signal peptidase complex.
UUUGGAUAGAUCCAGCAUCAUCCAGUCCAGCUGAUGUUUUUGUGAGGGGUCCUGCGGAUUUCUACGUAACGUUACACAUUUUCAAACAGGAAACCAGCAUUCUCUUCUUAAUAACAUUAUCAAGCAGCCUUACUUUGUCAUUUCAAAAUGCUUUCGGUGUUUAAAUCCAUUCCGACACACAUGGACUAUAAAGGACAGAAGCUUGCAGAGCAAAUUUUCCAAGGAGUCAUUCUGGUGUCGGCGGUGAUCGGCUUCAUAUAUGGCUUUACUAUUCAGCAGUUUGGGUGGACAGUGUACAUCAUGUUGGCUGGAUUCAUGAUCUCAUGUUUGCUCACCCUUCCUCCCUGGCCAGUGUACAGAAAAAAUCCUUUGAACUGGCAGCCGGCUCUGCCUGAGACAUCUGGAGAAAACCGUGACAAGCCUCAAGAGAAUCAGAAGAAGAAGAAGCACAAGUGAUGCACGGCAGUAUUUUAGUUUGGAUUUGGCACAGCAAAGCCAUAUAGAUAUACAACAGAAACAAACCGAUUCAUUUUUUUUUUGUCACUGUUUAAACAUUCUGUAUGUAAUAAAGAACUGCAUUUGGUA